AACAUUAUAUUUCCUGUUGAAAAGUUGGCAGCACUGGUGCUGAUAGAUAUUUGCAAAUCCAUUUUCUUGCAAACAUAUUGUAUUUGUUCCUAUUCACACUGCAUACAGUUUAUAGCUGUAGGCUCUAUUUAUCGUGAAGGUGGAAUACUGAGCAUUAGUUUCGAUAUGGCGAGUUGUUCCUAUAAGGAAAAGGUCGUGAGACUGGUCAAGUGCUUCUGCGGAUGCAGUGACAUGACCGUCGAGGAAGUGCACCGCAUCUACACGCUGACAAACAGUGUCCACGAAACACUACUAGAUGCCGAGGCCACAAAGCUGCUGCGCCGCUUCAUGGAGCUGAGACGGUCCGGCGACAAAAACGAGGCUGAACAAUAUUUGGAAAUCUACGAAAAGUGUGCGGAAUUUCUGCAGGAGGAACAACGUACUUUUACCCAGGAUGAAGUGGACGAACUCUGUGAUUUGGGGCUUCCCUAUGACUUGGAGCAGGAUCUGUCCAAACGCAUGCUCAGCGGUCAACGUACGGACAUAAGUCUCGGUCUUUAUCGCAUCCAGGGCAAAUGCCGCAACGAGAUUGAGGCCAGCAGCGAUUUUCGAGAUUUCCGAGACGCCAUACGGGACAAGAUGCGGCGAGUUCCGAAAUGAUAUAUUUGGGAAAUCCACAAGCUACAAUUGGUGCUUCUUGUGUUCAUAUUACUACGUACAUACCAAAGUCAAAAUGGUACCUUUUAGAACCGCACUAAACCUCGUCGUCUAUUUAGUUAGCAGUGCCUUGAUGCCCUCCACAAUCUCCACAUCACACUAAUCUUAACUCACCCACAUUUCGUGUCUCCGUGCAACGGACCGAAACGCGUCCCAUAACUUCAGCGACAAGCAAUGCAAUUGUGACUUGCAUAAGUGCUAGCUAACAAAAUGCCUCAUAAAAAUUCGCAUCACAAAUAGAACAACGAACAAAGUUAUCUGUU
Molecule: messenger RNA, 959 nt
Organism: Drosophila miranda
Lineage: Eukaryota; Metazoa; Arthropoda; Insecta; Diptera; Drosophilidae
Exons: 2
Coding region: 166-639 (157 amino acids)
Source: RefSeq, a predicted model, not a curated record